This is a messenger RNA of Cygnus olor (mute swan), 2673 nucleotides long. RefSeq names its product non-compact myelin associated protein (gene NCMAP). NCBI's taxonomy places the organism in Eukaryota, Metazoa, Chordata, Aves, Anseriformes, Anatidae. Gene Ontology annotation, molecular function: structural constituent of myelin sheath. The coding region runs from base 1730 to 2047 and encodes 105 amino acids. Gene Ontology annotation, biological process: regulation of myelination; peripheral nervous system myelin formation. Gene Ontology annotation, cellular component: paranode region of axon; Schmidt-Lanterman incisure; plasma membrane. The record is from RefSeq and is a predicted model, not a curated record. The transcript is spliced from 4 exons.
GAAUCAUUCAGUCAGAGGAGAAUGACCCAGUUACAGAUUCCGAGACAGUUAUUUUUGCUUUUUAGUUUAAAAGAAAAAAAAUCUCAAACCCCUUUUGAACGUAGGAGGAUCGAAGUAUUUGACUGAAUCAACCUUGCAGUUCUAAUCUUUCAUACCCAAGCAAACAUCAGCUUUUUCCUUCCUGCCGGUUACUGAUCCUCUCAUUCCUCAUAUAUUAAAUGGAGCCUCCAAAGUAUGCACUGUGUGUUGACACAGCUACUGGUCUCCUCCCCGCCUCGAAACAAAACCCUGCCUGUGAAGAGCAAUCACAGUCAUAUCUUCUUUGCCUCCCAAAAUUGUACCUUGUGACUAAAUUAGUCUUAUUUGAUAGACAUUACUUUGAAGGAACCUUUAGGAAAGUCUUAAUAAAGGGGAAAGGAAGAACGCAGAGUAGACGCGUUAGCUGUGAAUUGGUAUUUUCAGUAGUUAACUAGUUAUCUGGCUGUGUCUUAGGAGGCUGAUUUGCAGAGCUGCAGUUCUUUUUACUGCUAAUUUCUAUCUACUUCAUUUUCUGGCUAUUCUAUACUCUGUGCUCUGUAAAACUUAAAGCUACUUAAGGACAUGCCACAGGUCCACAAUAUCCCACUGGAGUAUAACAGAGGGUAGGGCAGAGUCCUGCUUGGUGAAUAUACUGAGCAGCAUCUGAAGCAGAAAACUCAAAUUCAGUAUCAGGUGUUGAAAAAUAAUUUAAUUUUCGGUUGAUAGUUUGAGGGUAUUAGCUCUGAAGCUAGGAGCUGAAAUGGUUUCAGAGGUCUGUUUGAAGUGGUAUUCACACCGUGAAGGAUUCUGAAGGAUUCUUUUGGUAGCUAAGGUUACUAGUCACGUUUAGAAAACAUGGGAAACACUUAGAAAAUCAGUAAACAUACAGACUGCUCUUUCUAGAUCUACAAUUUUACCCUACAGAAAUACAGAAACAGGUGUAUUUUCAGCUAUCCACUUGCAGGCUUCUCCUCUUCCAGUAACAGACCUGCAAUGACACUGGGGUGAGUAAGGUUACUUCCCAAAACACAAAGCAAACUGUCGCACUUGUGUUGCCUUUUUUUUUUUUUUUUUUUCUGUUGUGGGAUAGCAGUUGUUUGCCGUGUAAGUUUGGAGCUUCAAUUUAGGCAAUUAAACUGUUUUUCUUCUCUCACCUCCUCCUGCUUUGUUAAGGAAUUAUUGAUAUAUUGAUAUUUGGUAUGAAAAUCUCUCAUUUUGUUGUAAUUCCCACCAAUAAGUAUCCUUACAUCACUUGGCAGCAGUAACUUAACAGAAAACCUGUCUUUUUUGCCUUCCUUUAUAUUGCUGAAUAUCGGAUACGGAACUUUUCACAGAUAAGCAUCUCUAUAAAUCAACUUUGCAAUGGAGGCUUGGGGCAGGGAAGUUGAGUACUUUCUUUCUCCCCUUAAACCCUGAUUUGCUCACUUAUUUUCUCAGUGACCUGAAUCUCAUAACCUGGUAUGACAAUCUAAAAUCCUAAACCAUUUAAGAUGCACAUAUUUGUCCAAAAAAUUUGUAACAUCAGUAAUCUAUGGGUAACAAUGCAUCAUUGUGUGGGUAUCGUGUUUUAUCCUAUGAAAACUGACCAGUGUACGUUGUUAAGGUGCAUUGCUCAAGUCUAGAUUGUAGCAAAAUUUCCAUUGACUUCCACACGGCCAGAUUUUCACCACCAAGAAAAUACUAAGAACACCUUAAUAGAAGCCCAAUCAAGAUGACGACAGCCGCACCACUGAUCAAUAAUACUCAGUUCUCAUUAAAUGUGACCACAAAGUCUCAAGAACAAAGUCUUUAUCAAAGUUCUGGAGCAAUAGUUGCUGCCAUCGUAGUAGGAGUAAUUAUUAUUUUUACAGUGGUUCUGCUCAUACUGAAAACGUAUAACAGACACAUGAGAGUGAAGCGGGAGCUGGAACCCAAGAGCACCAAAACAGCAAUGCCACCUGCUUUAGGGCAGAACAGCGACAGCGUUAUUCAGCAUCCUGCAGUGACUUUCAUACCUGUGGACAUCCACAUGCAGAGCAGACAACUGUGAACAUGUGUCCUCCUGUGAGAGAAAAGACCUGGAGUUCUUAUUAACGUGGACCUGGGCCUCACAGCAAAGUGACACCGCACUGGGAACGGUGAUAGCUGUUAUCUUGUCUAUAGGUUGUAAUUAGCCCUGCCUUCUCUCUUUGGGAGGAGAACUAAACAAUCUGAACACUUUCCGUAUGAUGAAAAUCAACUGGUGAAGGCAUACAGACCAUGAGACAUGCAAUGAGCCUUCUUACAGAGCUCUGGGUACAGAAAGACAAAAUAGGCCAAGCCUAUUCGUUGGAAGAAAUGGUGCAAACUCGUGUUUUGUGAGCUUACUCAGAAUUUGAACUUUUUCUAUUCUGCAAUGACUGAUGAUAAAUGGAAGAAAAAUUUGGACAUGCAAGCUGCAACUCAGGUUGAACCUGGGUUUGUUAAGAUUUAUGUGAAACAGGUUUGUAGCCUAUUUUAUACAUGAUGGAUAGUAUGGGAAGUAGCAAAACUGUAAGUAGCAAAAUUGUAUUUAUCUUUAGUCAUCUUUUGUGUUUCUAAUACCGCAUAUGUAUGGUUUUAGACAGGAAAGUUACUUUUUAUUUUCAAGUAUUUUUGAAACAUUUCUAUAAACGUGGUAACUUGUCUGUUUCCAAA